AAUUUGUUUUUCAAUUCAAUUGCCAUUCGUUUCAAUGAUUUCCAUAUUUUAACCCAUUUUUUGGUUCAAAACACAAAAUCUGUUUCAUUUGUAAACAAAAGGACAAAAAAUUGAAAGUUUUUUGUAUUGAUUUGAAAAUGAGAUGAAAAGCCAUUUGUAAUAUGAGUUCACAUCUGAAUGCAAACGAAAAUCAGAUAAACUGUUUGUCUUUGAAAUACGGAUCAAAUGUUAUGCCAAACGAGCCGUCGAUGACUGCAUCUACUAAUGGUAUGAAUGGAAGCAAUGGUUCCCACAAUAAGUCACCGCAAAAGACAAACACAAGUCGUUUCUCUUUCGCCAAAAUCUUUAAGCCCUGGAAAUGGAAACGAAAGAAGAAAUCCGACAAAUUUGAAAACACUUCCAAAGCUUUGGAGAGAAGAAUAUCAAUGCGAUCCACAAAAGCAGAUCUCAUCCAAAGAGGAGUACUUUUGCCCGAAAAAAACUAUGAAUUGUCGAACAAAGAGGUGCAGUCAUUGCCCACAACAGUGACCAUCACAUCAGGGAUUACAUGCCAGACAUCCAAUUCAACCACAGAUAAGGUGUCGACGACAUCCAAGUCUGUGAUUCCCAUAUCAUUAAGCGGUUAUCUGAAGGGUGCGAUCGCCACACCUUUGGUCGCAAUCGCUAAGAAUAACCAUCACUUCGGAAACUCAUCCAUCAAUAAGAAGAGAACGUCUUUGGAUAAUAAGUCUGAGAAGAAUGACAAAAAUCAUGUCAUUAGUGAUAACGUGAGACUUAAUAACAGUGACGACAAUAAUAUUCAUCCAAAUGCUAAAGAAACAAUACAUAUAAUAACGUCGACCACCGGCUCAUCGAUUAUCUCCGACAGCUCUUCGGUGUCGUCGAUGUCAACGAGUAAUGAAUUGAAAAACAAUAACAAGUAUAACAUAAAUAGUAUAAAUAAUAGUGUAAAUAAAUGUGUUAUGCAAUUGAAUACAAACCACUCGAUGGCAAAUGAGCUUCAGUUCAGUGACAUCGGACCCAUACCUCCGCCCCGAAUGUUCUCCGAUUCGGUUCACAACACUUACAACACAAACAACAUAACCAUUGAUUCCUCUUUUAAUAAUACAUACAAUGAAGACAACGACUCGAAUAUGGAUUUAAGUACUAAUGAUAUCAAUUAUCCACAAAUGCAAAGAACAAACAGUACAGAAGUGCCACAAAUGUCUUCUCUGCCAAUAUGUGUAAUUCAUAGUCAUUUCGCGAAUGAACCCAUUUCUGUGGCCGAAGAGGUGCCCAUCAAUGAACCGCAACUGUCGGCCGUCCCUAAGAAAAGUGCCCUCAAAAAGGCCCGAAUCACUAGCGAUGAGAGUGACGGCCAGAAGGGGGGCAACAAUACGCAAGUGCCCGCCAAUCAGCCCAACCAACCCAAUCACACCAACACAUCCACCUCUUCGCCCGUAUUAAUCAGACCUCAACCUUUGCCUCGCUAUACAUAUAAUUCCAUACAACAGAUGCCGAUGCAAAUUGUGGUCACAUCUGCACAACACAACUCACCCCUCACCGACCAAAACCAUGUUUUCGGGUCUGUGAUGUCGAAGAUUCAACACUUUAAUGCGUGUGGUUUUGGUGCCGAAAACAAAGAGAAUCAUCCCUUUUCUCAACACAACAACAGAACUAAAUUUACAAAUGAAAGCCACACUCGAAAAGCGCCGGCAAUUGUGUGCAGCACUAGUGCUGACUCGGAUUCAGAUUCAGACAGCGAUGGAAAUAUCAAUUGGAAAGACUAUUACGGCGACGACGAAGAAGGACGUGUGGCCGCAAAGAUAGCACGAAAGGAUUCUUUGGCCAUAAAACUGGCGCAAAGACCUGACAAACAAGAACUGAUUGAUAAGAACAUAAUUCCUGUGAUGUCUGAAUGCGAAAGACUAGACACACGAGAAGCGAUUGGAACGAAGCUCUCGCGUCGGCUAAGCCUUAGACCCACUGCUGAAGAGUUGGAACAAAGAAAUAUUCUUAAACAACAAACGGCUGACGAAAUGCUUUUGGAUAAGGAAAAGAAAAAACAGACUCUUAUUAGAAAAUUGAGUUUCCGGCCGACGAUUGAAGAGUUGAAAGAGAGGAAAAUAAUACGUUUUAAUGAUUACGUUGAGGUAACUCAGGCUAACGACUACGACCGCAGGGCUGAUAAACCAUGGACUCGACUAACGCCUAAAGAUAAAGCAGCGAUUAGGAAAGAAUUGAAUGAUUUUAAAAGUAUGGAAAUGGAAGUCCAUGAAGACAGUCGUCAUAUGACCAGGUAUUUGAUUCCCUAA
Molecule: messenger RNA, 2294 nt
Organism: Medioppia subpectinata
Lineage: Eukaryota; Metazoa; Arthropoda; Arachnida; Sarcoptiformes; Oppiidae
Source: the annotation of a GenBank genome assembly